GCAAAUACACUGACAGAGAGAAGCUGUCAGUGUAUUUGACAGCAAACGAAAGGAGAACAACUGAGGGACAACACGCGCUGACAGAUUAUUGAAGAUGACUGACAUGAAUGACACGUACGCUGUGGUCAACAAGUCCAAACAUCCCCACCCACCUCUGAAAAACCCUGCCCAUUGUGAUGUAGCUCCACCCAGAUGCAACAGGACGAUGCCGACGAUGCCGUCCUCCCAUUACUACGAUAAUGUCUCCGCUGGAGCUUCGGCCACUCCCAUCUACAGCUGUGUCCAACGCCGAGACAAACGGACCGCGGUCACCUUUGACAAUCAUAGGCUGGGGGAGGUACUACCAGAUGAACUAAUUUCACCAACAAAUGAUGACUAUGAAGAAUUUUCAGCAGCCUCAGAUUCUUCCACUUUCUGUCCACCUGCUGGCAUUGGUUUUAACUGUCGUAUCCAGAAACCUCGUGGGCCCAGAGAACCUCCUCCAGAGUGGAGCUGAACCUGGGAUCAACUCAUUCAAUUGUAACUCCACUCAGACUAACUGGACUCAGUUAAAUUUAAAUCAGGCUCAGUUAAACUUGACUCAGUUAAACUUAAACUUGACUAAUUUGAACUGGACUCAGUUAAACCUGACUCAGUUAAACUGACCUCAGUAAAAUUGAACUCAUUUGAACUGGACUCAGUUAAACCUGACUCAGUUAAACCAGACUCAGUAAAACCAGGCUCAGUUAAACCAGACUCAGUAAAACCAGGCUCAGUUAAACCAGAUUCAGUUAAACUGACCUCAGUAGAACUGGACUCAGUUAAACCAGACUCAUUAAAACCAGACUCAGUAAACCAGACAGUUAAACCAGACUCAGUAAAACCAGACUCCAUUAAAUUGUAAACACUUCCUCACAUCAUGUCAUGCUCUUCUUUACAUUUUUGCUUCAUGAUUUCCAAUGGACGUUUGUUAUUUUAAAGGUUCAGUCUGUAAAUUUUCUUCAUUAAAAUGAUUUCA
Messenger RNA from Solea senegalensis (Senegalese sole), 997 nucleotides. Its product is annotated as tyrosine-protein phosphatase non-receptor type 18-like. The record is from RefSeq and is a predicted model, not a curated record. NCBI's taxonomy places the organism in Eukaryota, Metazoa, Chordata, Actinopteri, Pleuronectiformes, Soleidae. The coding region runs from base 95 to 496 and encodes 133 amino acids. The transcript has 5 exons.